This is a messenger RNA of Fukomys damarensis (Damara mole-rat), 3658 nucleotides long. It is a transcript of the gene Coch, whose product is annotated as cochlin. The coding region runs from base 169 to 1821 and encodes 550 amino acids. Lineage: Eukaryota; Metazoa; Chordata; Mammalia; Rodentia; Bathyergidae. The record is from RefSeq and is a predicted model, not a curated record. The transcript has 11 exons.
UUUGGCUUCAUUGUCAGCCGGGCGACGCCUCCGGGAGCAGUAGCUCACUCGCCGGUCGGCUCCCUGUCCGAGGCGCCCUGGGGUGUGGAGAGACCGGGACGCCCCACCCGCCCCGCGCCCGACGCCUCUGUCUCGCUCUUUCCCAGGUCCGCACGCCCCUCGACUACCAUGUCUGCAGCCUGGAUCCCCGUUCUCUGCCUCGGUGUCUCGCUGCUGCUGCUGCCCGAGCCCGCGGGCAGCGAGGGAGCCGUUCCCAUUGCUGUCACGUGCUUCACCAGAGGCUUGGACAUCAGGAAAGAGAAAGCAGAUGUCCUCUGCCCAGGGGGCUGCCCUCCUGAGGAAUUCUCUGUGUUCGGGAACGUAGUUUACGCUUCGGUAUCCAGCAUAUGUGGGGCCGCUGUGCACAGAGGAAUAAUCAGCACCUCGGGGGGACCUGUGCGAGUCUAUAGCCUUCCUGGUCGAGAAAACUAUUCCUCAGUGAAUGCCAAUGGCAUCCAGUCUCAGACACUUUCCAGAUGGUCUGCGUCUUUCACAGUGACUAAAGGAAAAACUAGUACCCAAGAAGCCAUGGGGCAGGCAGUGUCCACAGCACGUCCACCAACAGGCAAACGACUAAAGAAAACAUCUGAGAAGAAAGCUGGCAAUAAAGACUGUAAAGCAGACAUUGCGUUUCUAAUUGAUGGAAGCUUUAAUAUUGGGCAGCGCCGCUUUAAUUUACAGAAGAAUUUCGUUGGGAAGGUGGCACUAAUGUUGGGAAUUGGAACAGAAGGACCACACGUUGGCCUUGUUCAAGCCAGUGAACAUCCCAAAACAGAAUUUUAUUUGAAAAACUUUACAUCAGCCAAAGAUGUGCUGUUUGCCAUAAAGGAAGUAGGUUUCAGAGGGGGUAAUUCCAAUACAGGAAAAGCUCUGAAGCAUACUGCUCAGAAAUUCUUCACGGCAGACACUGGAAUGAGGAAGGGGAUCCCCAAAGUGGUAGUGGUGUUUAUUGAUGGCUGGCCUUCUGAUGAUAUUGAGGAAGCAGGAAUUGUGGCCAGAGAAUUUGGAGUCAAUGUAUUCAUAGUUUCUGUGGCCAAAGCUAUCCCUGAAGAACUGGGGAUGGUUCAGGAUGUUGCAUUUGUUGACAAGGCCGUUUGUCGGAAUAAUGGCUUCUUCUCUUACCACAUGCCCAACUGGUUUGGCACAACAAAAUAUGUAAAGCCUCUGGUACAGAAGCUCUGCUCUCAUGAGCAAAUGAUGUGCAGCAAGACCUGUUAUAACUCAGUGAAUAUUGCAUUUCUAAUUGACGGCUCCAGCAGUGUUGGGGAUAGUAAUUUCCGCCUCAUGCUUGACUUUGUUUCCAACAUAGCCAAGACUUUCGAAAUCUCAGACAUUGGUGCCAAGAUAGCUGCUGUGCAGUUCACUUAUGAUCAGCGCACAGAGUUCAGCUUUACUGACUAUAGCACCAAAGAGAAUGUCCUAGCGGUUAUCAGGAGCAUCCGCUAUAUGAGUGGAGGAACAGCUACUGGUGAUGCUAUUUCCUUUACUGUUAGAAAUGUGUUUGGUCCCAUGAGGAAUAGUCCCAACAAGAACUUCCUGGUGAUCAUCACUGAUGGGCAGUCCUACGAUGAUGUCCGAGGCCCUGCUGCCGCAGCACAUGACGCAGGUAUCACCAUUUUCUCUGUUGGUGUGGCUUGGGCACCUCUGGAUGACCUGAAAGAUAUGGCCUCUAAACCAAAGGAGUCACAUGCAUUCUUCACAAGAGAGUUCACAGGAUUAGAACCAAUUGUCUCUGAUAUCAUUAGAGGCAUUUGUAGAGAUUUCUUAGAAUCCCAACAAUAAUGGCGGUAUUUUGAUAACAACAAAAAAGUGCAAGGAGAUCUAAUGUAUGAAUUGUAUUCUUAUGAUACUGAAAUACUACAGCAUACUAGGAACAGAUACAGUACACAUGUUAAAAGCUAUUUAAGUAUAUAAGCAUUCAUUUAAAGUUAUUACCUUCUAAUUACAACUUAGACUUUUAAGACUUUUGACUAAGGCUUCAUAGUCAUGGCCCUUAGAAACUCAGGAAAGAGGAAGAGGAGAUAUCAUGGAUUUAAAAAGUUGAUAUACCUAUAAAAUGUAGAUAUGCAAGUACCAUAGUUCAAUAAAAGAAUCUGAUACUUAGACGGAAAGCAACAUUCUUUCUCUAUCAUCCUAUUGACUAUAUAAAGAAAAAGAGCAAGGUUUAAGUAUCAAUAUUGUGACCCAAAUGAAUGUUUUCUUAAAACCAAUCAACAAUAAUCAUCAAUGUUACUUUAUACACUAAAAAACUAUAAUUGUGGGCUAUAAAGGAAAUGAGUACCAACUUGUGUAUUUUCAUAAUCUACAAAUGAAAAUAUAUAAAAGAUAGGAUUGCCAGGUAUUUUUCUAUUUAUAUCCUUAAUUUUGUAUGUGUAUAGAUCAGCUUGUACUCUAAAAAUAGUUAUCCAGGGACUGAGGAGAUAGUAAGGAUUUUGAAGAUUCAAAAAGGAGCAGUAUAGAAAAAAAUAUUGUAGUUUGAAGAACAAUAAAAUUGUUAGUGAUGUACUGUGCGCUUUACUUUUAUUAUUCCAUGACUCUCUGUAGGAUAUGAUAAAACUUCUGUACUCGUGAUAUAGACCAGUCUGAAUUGCUUUUUUAAAAUCAUACACUACUACUAAAUACCUUUUCCUUUAUUUACCGAAUGCGUUUUGAGGCAUUACAUGUAGGCACUACCAGACUAAGCACUGUAAUAUGCUCUUGAGUAACUGCUUCAGGAGAAAUGUUUUGUAGCUAGUGUUAUUUUUCCUUAAGCAUGUUCGUGAUGUUUAUGUCUAAGUAGAACACCAAAACUCCCUUAAUACAGAUUACCUUAGAGGGCCUCUUCCCCCACCACAGAGGGGCUCUCACCACAUCUUGUCUUUGUCCCUCUCCUUAUCCCUCACUUCAAGCAGAUACUGCUUGUAACUGAAACUUUACAACCAAAUAAUGACCUGAAGAAAGUACAAUGGACCUUCAAGUUACAACUGGACAUACGAACAACUUCAGUUACAACUGGAAUUUUAGUUGUAACUUAUACAGUCUUUAGUUAUGACCCAAACGCUGGCUCCUUGUGCUUCCAGAUGGUCUAAUAGAUUUAACCCGUGAAGAGUUCUGGAAGAAACAUUACAACAUCCUUUCCAGUGUAGGGUUAAGAAAUCUUCGGCCAGUGUCUAAGGACACUGAGAUCUGCAUGUAUACACAAGAUAGUCAAGGCUGUGUAGAGCAUGAGCCUUCAAUUGACCAACUUGAGUUACAAGCCCCUGUGAACAAAUUGAGUUUGUAAGUCAACAGUCCUCUGUAUUAACUAGUUGGAAUAAAACUCCAGUAAAUCUUUUCAGUCUAACAAUUAUACAGCCCAUGCAAAGGGAAUAAAAGCCCAUGUACGGGAAGAGUCAACUUUGACAGUACAUUAAAAAAUUUGAUCAAAUGGCAAAGACACUAACUUCCCUUCUCCCCAUUAAUAAAAAGCUACAAAUAUGAUUGAGAAUGUUAAGAGAAAAACGGGUGUUUUCCCUCCAAGUGCAUAACCUCAUUCUCAACCAGGAGUACCAAAUUAUAUCUCUAUCUCUAUAUUGAUCUUUAUUAGUAUCUAAUCCGACUAGGAUCUUGCUAUAUAGUCCAGGCUGGUCUCCAAAUGCAG